Hibiscus syriacus is the source of this 922-nucleotide messenger RNA. RefSeq names its product glycine-rich protein A3-like. The record is from RefSeq and is a predicted model, not a curated record. The transcript has 3 exons. Bases 185 to 718 code for a protein of 177 amino acids. Lineage: Eukaryota; Viridiplantae; Streptophyta; Magnoliopsida; Malvales; Malvaceae.
AACAAUAAACGCAAUCUAAAUUAUCUUUCUUUUGUGUUUCUUUUUCCAUUUCCUAUAAAUAUUCGCUGCAAAAGUUUAUUGGUACUCAUCCUCGAUCAUCUCCGUUCAAUAAAAUCACUUGGUGAAAGAAUCUGAAUCUGCUACAACAAGUUUGCCGAACUCGCUAAUAGUAAGCUGAAGGAAAAUGGGAGGUGGUAAUGAUGGCGAAUCUAGUGACAAAGGGCUGUUUUCUCAGCUAGCUGGCUAUGCUACUGGGCAUUAUCCUCCACAUGGAUAUCCACAGCAAGGCUACCCACCACAAGGAUAUCCACCACCACAAGGCCCUCAUGGAUAUCCACCACAAGGCUACCCUCCUCAGGGAUAUCCACCAGCUGGAUAUCCUCCUCCAGGGGGAUACCCUCCUCCAGGAGGAUACCAUAAUCCAUCUCAUGGUGGAUAUCCACCAGCCGGUUAUCAUGGUGUGAAAUUUACAGGACACAGUUCACAUGGACCUGGCGUGGGAGGAUUACUAGCUGGAGGUGCUGCGGCGGCGGCGGCUGUCUACGGAGCUCACCAAUUGUCACAUGGAGCUCAUCAUCUUGCACACGGGGGCUUCUAUGGCCAUGGUCAUGGAAAAUUCAAACACGGGAAAUUUAAGCAUGGGAAAUUCGGAAAGCGCUGGAAGCAUGGCAUGUUUGGCAGACAUAAGGGCAAGUUCUUCGGCAGGAAGUGGAAGUAAACUCCCGUUGUGUUCGAAUAUGGAUCUUGUCAUACUAGUAUGCUCUUAUAACAGUUUACUGACUUGAUGACUGCCCCUCCAAUAAACAUAUAGAUUUGUUUCGGUUGUUAUUUGUGCCUGGCAUGCUACCAAUACUAUAUCAGUGCUUAUAUAUGUGCUGUUGGUUUAUCUCUAUGUAUAUGAAUGAGCUUGAUUCAUUGGAAA